AUGGCAGUCAUCAAUCAGCCAUCUUCGCAGAUCAGACUCACCAACGUUUCGUUGGUGAGAAUGAAAAAGGGCAAGAAGCGGUUUGAAAUAGCAUGCUACCAGAAUAAGGUCCAGGACUACCGCGCCGGUGUCGAGAAGGACCUGGACGAGGUUCUUCAGAUUCCGCAGGUGUUUAUAAACGUCUCGAAGGGACAGGUGGCUUCGAAUGACGACCUCAAGAAAGCGUUCGGAUCCACCAACACAGACGAGAUUAUCUUGGAGAUUCUGAAGAAAGGAGAAAUCCAGCUAAGUGAGAAAGAGCGGUCGGCGCAGAACGAGAAAUUGCACAACGAGAUCCUAACCAUCAUCUCUACAAAAUGCAUUAAUCCAAAAACCAAGAAACGAUACCCGCCAACCAUGAUCGACAAGGCUCUUAAGGAACUCAAGUUCAACUCAGUGAAUGCGAAGAACGCCAAAGCCAAAGCUUUGGAAGCAAUUAAACUACUAGUGGAAAAACAGAUAAUUCCUAUCUCCAGAGCUCACAUGAAGCUCAGAAUCUCUCUCAACAGCAAAGAAUACACAAAGAUAGAGACAGAGCUCAAAAAGAUAAUAGCUACCGUGCAAGACGAGGAGAAAGUGGACUCAGAAACAGAAAUCGUGUGUCUGAUCGAGCCCGAGUACUACAAAGAGCUCACCGAGCUAGUCAAGUCGAGAAAGGGGUCUGUUGAAGUUUUAGACAUGGCUGUCAUCGCCGAGGGAGAGCAGAAUUUGUAA
Messenger RNA from Ogataea parapolymorpha DL-1, 753 nucleotides. RefSeq names its product Ribosome maturation protein SDO1. The coding region runs from base 1 to 753 and encodes 250 amino acids. Gene Ontology annotation, biological process: cytosolic ribosome assembly; ribosome biogenesis. The transcript has a single exon. The record is from RefSeq and is a predicted model, not a curated record. NCBI's taxonomy places the organism in Eukaryota, Fungi, Ascomycota, Pichiomycetes, Pichiales, Pichiaceae.